UAUUUUCAUUUCUCACAAGCAGACUCUGUUCAGACACAGAUAAAGGGAAAACCGGCUUGCGGUUUUCCGACAACUGAAAAGUAGAAAAAAUAACCGGUUUUCGUUUCCUCGAGAAACUGUUUUCUCAGGAAACAAACAAAAAGUUUUUUCUUCUUAGUAACCGUACUGUGAUUUUUUGAAAUUUCACUACGAAGAAACUUCUAAAGCACUGUUUGAGCUCUGCAAAUGUGAAAAGGUCUAAAACAGACAGUUUCAGUUUAAAGUUAAAGAAGAGCUUUUUGGAGUGUCAGAAUCAAUAUUACAGUCUAUGCAGGUCUGUGCUGUAGAUGCUGGUAGGUCUAUCUAGUUUUGUCGAUAGUGGACGGUUUGAGUGAUAUUUGGUCUAUGCAUGGAAGCAAGAGAAGGAAUGAACUCAGGAGUUACAGUGAUAGGAGCUGAAGCUCCAUCAGCCUACCAUAUGGCUCCAAGAACUGAAAAUCCGAGCCAAAUUGAUGGGUCCCCUGCAGUGGCUGCGUCCCCAGUUAGUGUAGGAUUGACUGGACCCACAGAAAAGAAGAAGAGAGGUAGACCAAGGAAAUAUGGACCAGAUGGGAGUGUUGCUAUGGCAUUGUCACCAAUGCCUAUUUCAUCUUCGGCUCCACCUUCUGGUGACUUCUCCUCUGGGAAGCGAGGAAGAGGGAAGUUCAGUAGUUUUGAAAGCAAGCAGCUCAAGAGAAUGGGGACGGACAAUUUUGGUGAGUCAUCUGCUUGUUCUGUUGGUACAAAUUUUACGCCCCAUGUCAUCACUGUCAAUGCUGGCGAGGAUGUUACAAUGAAGGUUAUAUCAUUUUCCCAACAAGGACCUCGAGCAAUUUGCAUCCUAUCUGCUAAUGGAGUAAUUUCAAAUGUUACACUUCGUCAACCUGAUUCUUCCGGGGGCACACUGACAUAUGAGGGUCGCUUUGAAAUUCUUUCCUUGUCUGGAUCAUUUAUGCCUACUGAGAGUCAAGGGACAAGAAGCAGAUCAGGUGGCAUGAGUGUCUCUUUGGCGAGUCCAGAUGGUCGGGUUGUAGGAGGAGGAGUUGCUGGACUUCUGGUAGCAGCUAGUCCUGUGCAGGUUGUGGUAGGCAGUUUCCUACCAGCCAAUCAUCAAGAACAGAAACCCAAGAAACAGAAGGCAGAGUCUGUGCCGGCUACAGUCGCACUACCUCCUAGCAUUUCUACUGUCGUACCUACUUCAAAUGCCGAAAACGAGAGCAUGGAUAGAAAUGGGCAGCAAAAUCCAAGCGCCUUGAAGCCAAGCCUUGCUCCUUCACCUGCCUUCGGAAGAGAAAACUGGAGCACCAUGCAGGAACCUAGAAAUUCGACGACCGACAUCAACAUCUCUCUUCCUGCAAGUUAACAUGACAAAUGCCAAAUCAAGAUCUCAAGUUCUCGCUGACUAUUGAUCCCUCUGAUAUUGGUAUUAUACUACUCAUUGGAAGAGUUGAGAUUUGUUCUUAAUCUGAAUUAUCUAUGUAAUUUUAGGAUGACGUAGGUUUACAGGAUUUCCAUUUAGGUUAAAUGCUUUUCUUUCCAAACAAGACAAUUAUUAUUACUAUUAUUAUUAUUUUUUAAUCUUUUGUUAAUCUUAGGUGGGAUCAGGCAUUACAUCUGAUUUCUAGGCUAAUUCAGUGGAGGCUGUUAUCCUAGUCUGUUGUUUAAUGACUGACAAAUUUAUUGGUACCCAACUUAAUCA
This is a messenger RNA of Pistacia vera, 1717 nucleotides long. Its product is annotated as AT-hook motif nuclear-localized protein 1-like. Gene Ontology annotation, molecular function: minor groove of adenine-thymine-rich DNA binding. The coding region runs from base 389 to 1381 and encodes 330 amino acids. The record is from RefSeq and is a predicted model, not a curated record. Lineage: Eukaryota; Viridiplantae; Streptophyta; Magnoliopsida; Sapindales; Anacardiaceae. The transcript is spliced from 6 exons.